ACCACCACUACCAUCUCCACCAUCUCCACCACCUUCUCCACCACCAUCUCCACCACCACCAUCUCCAUCACCACUUCCACGACCACCACCUCCACCACCACCGCCCUCUGGCAAUGGAGGUGGGCAACUUCUAUGACCUGCACGAGAGGCAACAGACCGCCAAGCUGCAGGCCGGACUUUUCGAGGGUUCGACUCCAGACCUGGGUGAAAUGUAUGAGCACGAGAGCUCUAUCGAUUUGAGUCGCUACAUCAACAACAACAACAACGGCUCCGCCACUAGCAGCAGCAGCAGCGGCAGCAGCAGCAACAACACGAGCAGCAGCGCAGAGGGAGUGAGCGCCGUCACCACGGAACAACAGCUGACAGAGCGGGAACUCUUUAACGAUUUAUUUUACAAGGAAGGGAGAAACGCGGACCAGUACGGGACCGCCCAUCACAUCGGCGUUGGGCAGAGAUACUCGGACAAGCAACAGCCUCUCCAGGGACAUCACCACCACGGUCACCACCAUCAUCAGCUGCAGCACAAUCAUCAUCAGCAGCAGCAGCAUCAAUUCCCGCCGCCGCCACGAUUUUCAGCACUCAAGCCUGAACCUCCCGAGUUGGAUGAAACUGGAGUCCAAACCCCGACAACCCAGGUUGCCGGUGUUCCGUACAACCAGAUACAGCCGCUGUACUUCCAUCACCAUCAGCAGCAGCAUCUUCACCAGCAGCACCAUCAGCAGAGCGACUACAACGACGCAGCUCAGCACCUGCAAGCGCACGCUUUGGAAUACGUGCACCCCCAACAUCACCACCACCACCACCAGCAGCAGCAGCAGCAUCAUCAUCAGCAGCAGCAGCAGCAGACAGCGACUGCGAGUGGACUCGGUCCGAAUCACGGCAAGAGCUGUCACCAGUAUCAGCAUCAGCAUCAUCAUCAGCAGCAGCAGCAGCCGGCAGCGGCGGUGGCGGCGCGGGCCAAGAGCGGCAAGAAGGCGGUGGACAAGGCGAGCGUCGAGUAUCGCCUGCGACGGGAGCGCAACAACAUCGCUGUGCGCAAGUCGCGCGACAAGGCGAAGCGUCGAUCAGCCGAGGCGCAGCGCCGCGUGCAGGAGCUGUCGGCCGAGAACGAGCGGCUGACACUGCGCGUGGAGCAGCUGAGUCGCGAGCUGCUGGCGCUCCGCGGGAUCUUCAAGCACUCCUCGGAGGCAGCAGCCGGAGGCGGUGGCACCCCCGGGCCGGUCGGAGCUGUCAGCGCGAUCGCAGGCGGCGGCGGUGUCUUGCAGCAGCAGCAGCACUAGGGGCAGUGAGCGGGCGGUUGCUGGACGUCGUGGUUGGAGCGAGAGAGUGAGAGAGAGAGAUGGGGAUGGGAGAUCGAUGGGGAGCGGUGGCGGCGGUGGUGGUGGUGGUAUCACGGGGAGGGGACGGGCGGUCGUGCCGCGGCACGGUGCCAUCUCAGCGACCCGAAUUCGACCCCGGCCGCGGCCCGCUACAGCGGCGGCGAACGUUUGAACCGGGUGUUGGGGCCUCCCGUAGGUUGACUCAGCCUCAAAUGAGCUCCCGGUGCGGUGUGCAAACGUCGCCACUUGGGGAGGCAAAGGCGGCCGGGCGUUGUGCUGGCCACCCACCCCCAUCGAGUGCCAUGC
Messenger RNA from Petromyzon marinus (sea lamprey), 1625 nucleotides. RefSeq lists its product as uncharacterized. Gene Ontology annotation, biological process: myeloid cell differentiation; DNA-templated transcription; regulation of transcription by RNA polymerase II. Lineage: Eukaryota; Metazoa; Chordata; Hyperoartia; Petromyzontiformes; Petromyzontidae. The record is from RefSeq and is a predicted model, not a curated record. Gene Ontology annotation, molecular function: RNA polymerase II cis-regulatory region sequence-specific DNA binding; DNA-binding transcription factor activity, RNA polymerase II-specific.